Molecule: messenger RNA, 2142 nt
Organism: Daldinia loculata
Lineage: Eukaryota; Fungi; Ascomycota; Sordariomycetes; Xylariales; Hypoxylaceae
Product: cysteine proteinase
Exons: 2
Coding region: 1-2142 (713 amino acids)
Biological process (GO): protein desumoylation
Cellular component (GO): nucleus
Molecular function (GO): deSUMOylase activity
Source: RefSeq, a predicted model, not a curated record
AUGGACUCAUCACAGCACUCACCGCUGCACGAUUGGCGCAUUCCCGUCCAUUGCAUUUUUUGCUCUCACUGCCGCGCAAUUCGCGCAAGCAUCAACCGAGAAGCCCAUGACCAGGCGCACUUGAAUGCACAAGUCCACGCCCGGGAAGUCGGUAACUCGUCACGUCCCGCACCUCUACAUCGAGCUCGAGUUAUUAAGAUUCCACGAUCAAAUCUAUCCGUGACUAUCCAACUUCCGAACCUGCAACACCCUGUUGCGCCUGACGACAAGUCGACCCUUCCCAAAUCGAGAAAGCGAAUCCGCCCUCGUUGGGGAGAGCCUAGUGAACUUGAAGCGACAGCAGCUGAGCCAGUCGCAUCACAAGUAGAACCUGCCCGACAUACUUCGCAAGGCUUAGCUACUGAGCAACAAUACCCUUCAACAAGGACCGAAACUCUCCCCUUCCACUCCCCCCGACAAAUUCGACCACUGAGUCCCGAGACUCGAAGAUACUUAGAACGGCCUAGUUCCGCUGUGAAUGCGCGCGCAAGAUUCCGCGUCGCUGCUCCUAAGCGUGUAAUGCCUGGAGCUUGGCCAUCCGAGCUGGUCGAGGUAGACAGUGCGGAAGUGCCAGUAUAUCAUAACAUGACCCUACCUACGACACCUACUCCCCCCCCAUUCGCGACCAAUGUUCGCAAUGCCCUCACUUAUCUGCGAGACUCAUCUCGUAGUCUCUACACAACCUUCAAUAGAAUCUUCCGUCCGCGUCAAAGCCCCUCAAUUCCGACACCAGCUACUUCCGAAGAUGGUAGGCGGACUCCAAAGCGCCGUCGACUUGACCGCGAAGAGAAUGGACCAUUCACCCCUCCUGAACUUGUGGAUGACCGCAUGGACAUCGAUGAUGAUCCUGUUACUACUAUACCUACCGGCUCAUCGGCGAGCGAACUAGAAACGUCACCAUCUAUAUCUCCUGUAAUUUCACCGAACUCCGCAGCCGCUAUAGCCUCUGCUAGAAGAGCUACGCGACUAUUUCCUUACAGAAAGAACCUCGGCUUAUCGAGUGACUCACCCAGUGACCAGACUAAUGUGAUAACUCCACCACCCUCGCGUCGAGAAAAGAAGCCAGUCCAACAAGAGGAACAAGUACCCGAACGGACUUGGGGACCUUUGCCUGCUCCAAAAUAUGCGAGCAUCCAAGAGUUCUUCGCACACGAUGACGAGAUAUGCCUGCCUGGUUUAGAACGCUUGCGGCUCACGCCGAAUGAUACUAAGAUAUAUGAAUUAGAUUCACAACGCGAAGAUCGACUGCGCAUUGAGAAGGAAAAGGCUGAGAAAGAACGUCAGGAAAAACUUCGUAUCGAAGAAGAACGCUUAAAUGAGGCACUGCGCCCGCUCGGAUUACGGAGACCGAAGGCACCUCUCAUUACUCCUCUCAGCGACGAAUGGGACCAGAAAGCUAGAGAGGCGCCGAAUAGCGGCAAAGCAGAGCAGAAUAAAUGGAGAGGUGCACGCCAUCGAGACGGCGUAGAACUCACACCACGAGACUUCGCGAAACUAGUACCCACAGGAUCAUGGCUAAAUGAUAACGCCAUCCAAUCAACUUUAGUCCAUCUUGCAACUUACGUUAAUGAUGCAGCUGGCAUUAUUCCUAAGCAAACCACACCAAAAUGUGUGGCGCUCUCCUCUCAAUACUGGUCUAAUUUCUUACGCGAACCUAAAAAUAAUGUCUACGCCCGAGGGUUGGACCGAAAUUGGGGCAUGAAACCAACCAACUUCCUCGAUAUUAAUACGGUGCUUAUCCCAGUCAAUAAGAACAACCACUGGACCGUCCUUGUCGUCCGACCAUCACGUCGAACAGUCUCUUAUGUUGACUCGUUCCAAACAGCGGGAGCGGAUCACAUACAUGACGUCCAUACCUGGAUGAAAUACUUUCUGGGCGACAAAUAUGUUGCCGAUGAGUGGCACACAGAGUAUUACAGUGUGCCCACGCAGACGAAUGGAUACGACUGCGGUAUGUUUGUAAUUACAAACUCUAUCUACCUGUCGCUCGGUAUAGACCCGAGCGGCUACUCGGAGGGCGAAAUGCCUCUCCAGAGACGGAGAAUCGCCGCGAUGCUCCUAAACGGCGGGUUUACCGGGCCGUUCGACUUAUCACACCUCUAA